CCGAGCUCUAAGCUGACGUAACUUCCGGCGCCGGUGACGUGAGUGAGCGCAUGUAAACAAGAUGGCGGCGCCUGUACGGCUGUUCGGUGUUGCGGGAAAACAUCUUGUAAAGAGUCUGCUGAGAAGCAGCCCAGUGACACAGAGGUUUCGCCAGCGGGCCACACAAGCUGCAGCUUCAGUGGCACUCAACAUCCCAGAGACGAAGGUGACUACGCUGUCCAAUGGCCUCAGAGUGUCGUCUGAAGAUUCGGGACUGCCGACCUGCACGGUGGGUCUGUGGAUCGAUGCUGGGAGUCGGUAUGAGAACGACAGGAACAAUGGCACAGCCCACUUCCUGGAGCACAUGGCCUUUAAGGGUACAAGAAAGCGUUCCCAGCUAGACCUGGAGCUUGAGAUAGAGAACAUGGGCGCCCACUUGAAUGCCUACACAUCGAGAGAGCAGACAGUCUAUUACGCUAAAGCCUUUUCUAAGGACCUUCCCAGAGCUGUGGAAAUUCUGGCUGACAUUAUCCAGAACAGCAUGCUGGGGGAAGCCGAGAUCGAGCGUGAGCGUGGAGUCAUCCUUCGAGAGAUGCAGGAAGUGGAGACCAACCUCCAGGAAGUUGUCUUUGACUAUCUACAUGCUACGGCGUACCAGGACACAGCUUUAGGGAGAACCAUUCUUGGGCCUGCAGAGAACAUUAGAACUAUAAACCGAGCGGAUCUUGUGGAGUAUAUUACAACUCACUACAAGGGGCCAAGGAUCAUUCUGGCUGCAGCUGGCGGAGUGUCCCACAGCGAACUAAUAGAUUUAGCUAAAUACCACUUUGGAAAGCUGCCAGCCAGGUUCAGGGACGAGGCUCCAGCGUUACCGCCUUGUAAAUUCACUGGAAGUGAGAUUCGAGUCAGAGAUAAUAAAAUGCCUUUGGCUCACAUAGCAAUUGCAGUCGAGGCGGUGGGUUGGUCUCACCCUGACACCAUCCCCCUCAUGGUGGCCAACACACUUAUCGGGAACUGGGACCGGUCUUUCGGUGGCGGAGUGAAUCUGUCCAGUAGACUGGCUCAGAUGGCAUGCCAGGGAAACCUGUGCCACAGCUUCCAAUCAUUUAACACCUGCUACACGGACACCGGGCUGUGGGGAAUCUACACCGUCUGUGAACCGAACACCAUCAGCGACAUGGUGCACUUCACACAGCUGGAGUGGAUGGCCCUGUGCACCAGUGUAACGGAGAGCGAAGUAGCGAGAGCUAAGAAUCUCCUUAAGACCAAUAUGCUGCUUCACUUAGAUGGUUCGACACCCAUCUGUGAGGACAUCGGGAGACAGAUGUUGUGCUACGGGCGAAGGAUUCCGCUGCAUGAACUGGAGGCUAGAAUAGAUGCCAUUGAUGCGAACACCAUCAAGGAAGUGUGUACUAAAUAUAUUUACAACAAAGCUCCAGCGAUUGCAGCUGUGGGGCCUAUCGACCAGCUUGCAGACUACAACCAGAUCAAAAGUGGGAUGUGCUGGUUGAGAACCUGAGAGACCAGGACACACAGAUUACAAACUAUUUAUUAAGUGUGUGCAUUUUUUUGUUUUAUUAUAAAAUAAAG
Molecule: messenger RNA, 1569 nt
Organism: Clarias gariepinus (North African catfish)
Lineage: Eukaryota; Metazoa; Chordata; Actinopteri; Siluriformes; Clariidae
Gene: pmpcb
Product: peptidase, mitochondrial processing subunit beta
Exons: 13
Coding region: 62-1498 (478 amino acids)
Cellular component (GO): mitochondrion
Molecular function (GO): metal ion binding; metalloendopeptidase activity
Source: RefSeq, a predicted model, not a curated record